This is a messenger RNA of Notechis scutatus (mainland tiger snake), 3125 nucleotides long. The record is from RefSeq and is a predicted model, not a curated record. Lineage: Eukaryota; Metazoa; Chordata; Lepidosauria; Squamata; Elapidae.
AUGUCUCGGCCCCUCACCGACCAGGAGAAGCGUAAACAGAUCAGCAUUCGUGGCAUUGUUGGAGUGGAGAAUGUGGCUGAGCUGAAAAAGGGCUUUAACCGACACCUACAUUUUACCCUUGUUAAGGACCGCAAUGUGGCCACUCCUCGGGACUACUACUUUGCCCUGGCCCACACUGUACGGGAUCACCUGGUGGGCAGGUGGAUCCGCACCCAGCAAUACUACUACGAAAAGGACCCCAAGAGAAUCUACUACCUUUCCUUGGAAUUUUACAUGGGCCGGACCUUGCAAAAUACCAUGAUCAACCUAGGACUACAGAAUGCCUGUGAUGAGGCAAUUUAUCAGCUAGGACUGGACAUAGAAGAGCUGGAAGAGAUUGAAGAAGAUGCUGGUCUGGGCAAUGGAGGUCUUGGCAGGCUGGCAGCCUGCUUCCUGGAUUCAAUGGCCACCCUUGGGCUUGCCGCCUACGGUUAUGGGAUACGCUACGAGUAUGGCAUUUUCAAUCAGAAGAUCAGAGAAGGAUGGCAGGUAGAAGAAGCUGAUGAUUGGCUAAGACAUGGAAACCCCUGGGAGAAGGCUCGCCCAGAGUACAUGCUUCCUAUUCAUUUUUAUGGAAGAGUGGAGAAUACAGAGAUGGGCGUGAGAUGGGUUGAUACUCAGGUUGUUUUGGCUUUGCCCUAUGAUACUCCUAUUCCUGGUUAUAUGAACAACACGGUUAACACAAUGAGACUCUGGUCUGCUCGAGCGCCUAAUGACUUUAAUCUCCGUGACUUUAAUGUUGGUGAUUACAUUCAAGCGGUGUUGGACAGAAACUUGGCGGAGAACAUCUCCCGUGUCCUCUAUCCAAACGAUAACUUUUUUGAAGGCAAGGAGCUGCGUCUGAAGCAGGAAUACUUUGUGGUAGCUGCCACCUUACAAGAUAUCAUCCGACGGUACAAAGCUUCCAAGUUUGGGACUACUGAAAGUGUCCGGACUGCUUUUGAUUCAUUCCCAGAUCAGGUUGCAAUCCAGCUGAAUGAUACACAUCCUUCCAUGGCUAUUCCUGAGUUGAUGCGGGUCUUCUUGGAUAUAGAGAAGCUGCCCUGGUCUAAGGCCUGGGAUAUCACUACAAAGACCUUUGCUUAUACAAACCACACAGUUCUCCCUGAAGCUCUUGAACGCUGGCCGGUCGAGCUGGUGGAGAAGCUGCUUCCAAGACACUUGCAGAUUAUCUAUGAAAUCAAUCAGAGGCAUUUGGAUAAAAUCAGAGCCCUGUUUCCCAAGGAUGUUGACCGCCUCAGGCGGAUGUCCUUGAUUGAAGAGGAAGGAGUCAAACGUAUUAACAUGGCCCAUCUUUGCAUUGUUGGCUCUCACGCUGUGAAUGGAGUUGCAAAGAUUCACUCAGAUAUCGUCAAAUCUCAAGUGUUCAAGGACUUUGCAGAGUUGGAGCCAGAAAAGUUUCAGAAUAAAACAAAUGGGAUCACUCCUCGUCGCUGGCUCCUGCUUUGCAACCCAGGACUUGCAGAAUUAAUUGCGGAGAAAAUAGGGGAGGAAUACGUGAAAGAUUUGAGUCAGCUAACAAAGCUGCAUCGGUUUGUGAAUGAUGAUGUUUUCAUCAGAGAGGUGGCCAAAAUCAAGCAGGAAAACAAAGCCAAGUUUGCCCAGUACCUGGAGCAGGAGUACAAAGUGAAGAUCAACCCAGCUUCCAUGUUUGACGUGCAAGUCAAGAGAAUUCAUGAAUACAAGCGGCAGCUCAUGAAUUGUCUACAUGUGAUCACCAUGUACAACCGCAUUAAACGCGAUCCAGCGAAGCCAUUUGUGCCCAGGACUGUGAUAAUCGGAGGAAAAGCUGCUCCUGGGUAUCAUAUGGCUAAAAUGAUAAUAAAGUUGAUCACUGCUGUAGGCCAUGUAGUAAACAACGAUCCUGGGGUUGGAAACAAGCUAAAGGUCAUUUUUUUGGAGAAUUACAGAGUUUCGCUGGCUGAAAAAGUAAUCCCUGCUACAGAUUUAUCAGAACAGAUUUCAACAGCUGGCACCGAAGCCUCAGGCACUGGCAACAUGAAAUUCAUGCUCAAUGGGGCUCUGACCAUCGGAACCAUGGAUGGUGCCAAUGUAGAAAUGGCAGAAGAAGCUGGAGAAGAGAAUCUUUUCAUAUUUGGCAUGAGAGUGCCAGAUGUGGAAGAGUUGGACCGGAGAGGGUACCAUGCUCAGGAAUAUUAUGACAAGCUUCCUGAAUUGAAGCAAACUAUGGAUCAGAUCAAGAGCGGUUUCUUUUCACCACAACAACCUGACCUGUUCAAAGAUUUGGUCAACAUGCUGUUCCACCAUGACCGGUUUAAAGUAUUUGCAGACUAUGAAGCUUACGUCAAGUGCCAAGACAGUGUCAGUAAACUCUAUAUGAACUCCAAAGAAUGGACCAAAAUGGUCAUCAGGAACAUUGCAGCCUCUGGGAAGUUUUCCAGUGACAGGACCAUCAAAGAAUAUGCCCGUGAUAUCUGGAAUGUGGAACCUUCUGAUCUCAAGAUCCCACCACCCAAUGUACCUCGCGAUGUUGCCGAUGAGAUGCUGGCCAAUGACUCAGCUGAAAAGUUGAGUAUGUGAAUCUGAGAAGUCCUGCAACUCUGCAUGGAUAACACACAGCACCAUACAUUGGGAAAAGCAUGCGUAGAUUUGAUUAGCAAGUAACGGUAAUAAAGUGGCCUCUUCUUUUCUCUUUUGCUUAUAAGCACUGAGAGCAGUUAGGGAAUCUUAUGCAUUGUCUACAUCAAGGGUCUUCAAACUUGCAAGUUUAAGACUUGUGGACUUCAAUUCCCAGAAUUCCUAAGCUAACAUAACUGGAGGAAGAAUUCUGGGAGUUGAAGUCCACAAGUCUUAAAGCUGUCAAGUUUGAAGAUCCUGGUCUACAUUUAUCUGUUCUCUCCCUUCCUUUCUUUGGGAACUUUGAGAAUUGUUCCCAAAAAUUUUGCUCUAAUACAUUAUAUUUCACCUGAUGGGUCCUAAGUGUGCUGGAUCAUUUAUCUCUCAUGCUAGCUGAUAUUCUCACUGCCCAUGCUAGGUACCAGUCCCAGCACAACUAGAGAGGACCAGCUUGAAAUAGGCCACCCAAACAGUUCAAAGGGUGCAUUUUUACUAAUUUAUAGCGUUAU